Anopheles stephensi (Asian malaria mosquito) is the source of this 1832-nucleotide messenger RNA. RefSeq names its product cytochrome P450 6a8-like. Gene Ontology annotation, molecular function: oxidoreductase activity, acting on paired donors, with incorporation or reduction of molecular oxygen; heme binding; iron ion binding. Lineage: Eukaryota; Metazoa; Arthropoda; Insecta; Diptera; Culicidae. The coding region runs from base 21 to 1529 and encodes 502 amino acids. The record is from RefSeq and is a predicted model, not a curated record. The transcript has 2 exons.
AUUCCACACUCAAGCCAGUGAUGUUCCUUCAACUGCUCGGUCUACUUUUAGCCCUCGCGAUUGCGUGUUUCGCAUGGAUCAAGCGUCGGUACCAGUUUUGGAAGGAUCGUUCCGUCGCCUACAUCGAACCACGCUUCCCGUUCGGUAACUUUGCUACCCUCGGGAAGGUGGAACACAUCGCACCUAUCACCCAACGCCAUUACGAUCACUUCCGGAGGUUAAACGUGCCGUACGGUGGGGUUUUCAUGCUGACCGCUCCACUGCUCUACAUCUUCGACACGAAGCUGAUCAAGACGCUGCUGGUGAAAGAUUUCCACUACUUCCCGAACCGUGGCGUGUACUUUAACGAGCGUGAUGAUCCACUGUCGGCGCACAUGUUCGCCAUUGAGGGACAAAAAUGGCGCACGCUGAGGGCCAAACUGUCGCCCACGUUUACUUCGGGCCGCAUUAAGAUGACGCUGCCGCUGGUGAUGGAAGUGUGCCAGCGGUUCUGCGACCAUGUCCACCAGUCGCUGCAAACGUCCAGUGAGAUCGAAGUCCAUGAUCUACUUUCGCGCUACACGAUCGAUGUGAUAGGUGCGUGCGCGUUUGGCAUCGAGUGUAACAGCUUCCGGGACCCCGAUAACGAGUUCCGCCGGUAUGGAAAGAUCGCGUUCGAUAAGCUGCGCCAUUCGCCGCUGGUUGUGUACCUGAUGAAGGCGUUCCGUAAGCACGCGAACGCGUUGGGCAUGAAGCAGCUGCACGAUGACGUUUCCAGCUUCUUCAUGCGCGUGGUCAAGGACACGGUCGAGUAUCGCGAACGCGAACAGAUCGUGCGGAACGAUUUUAUGGACCUGUUGCUGAAGCUUAAAAACACGGGAAGGCUCGAGAGUGGUGGUGAAGAGAUCGGCCACAUAACGUUUGAGGAGAUUGCCGCACAGGCGUUUAUAUUCUUCACCGCAGGUUAUGACACUUCGUCCACCGCCAUGUCUUACACGCUGUACGAGUUGGCGUUAAACCCGGAGGCGCAAGAAAAGGCUCGACAGUGCGUAAAGGAGACGCUACAGAAAUAUGACGGGCGGCUAACGUACGAAGCUGUGUCCGAUAUGAGCUAUCUCGAGCAGUGCAUAAAUGAGACACUACGCAAACAUCCACCUGUAGCGAUACUGGAGCGUAACGCCGAUAAGGACUACCAACUGCCAGACAGUGGACUGGUACUGCGCCGUGGUCAGAAGAUCAUGGUACCGAUCUUCGCCAUGCAUCACGAUCCGACACACUUUCCCGAUCCGGAACAAUAUCGUCCGGAACGGUUUUCACCGGAGGAGGUCGCUAAGCGUGAUCCGUACUGUUAUCUGCCGUUUGGGGAAGGUCCACGCAUCUGUAUCGGUAUGCGGUUCGGUUCGAUACAGGCAAAGGUGGGUUUGGCGAGUUUGUUGGAUCGCUUCCGGUUCAGUGCGUGCGAUAGGACGCAGAUACCGGUACAGUACUCGCGCACCAACUUUAUUCUUGGACCGGCAAACGGUGUUUGGUUGAGAGCGGAAGAGCUUUAGGGAGCGUUCCAGGGACUUUCGUAGGAUAUGUCGGAGAUUCCAGUAGAAUUAAGUAUUUUAGAAAUAAAUGGACAAAAAGGUCAAGUUCAGACUCAAGAUCAGUACAGACUCUCAGAAGUCAGAACUUCAGAAACAGGCCAGUUAUCUUGAGGCCUUAUCUUGAUACUCCUCUAUAUUCACGAGAGAUAAUGAUAAGAAUGUUCUUGACAAAUUACAUCAACAAAGUUGUGAUCUGUCAGAUCAUCUACAUCUCCGAGUUCAGUUGAGGCACAAAAAACAUAACAAAAUGUCCCUAAUUCUUAA